AUGAUUAUAUGGAUCAGAAGGAUUAGAAGAAAAUAUUCAGAGCUGACGAGAUUGAAAAAGGCACUGCUUUUAGGAGCUACUGUUUUUAUUCUAUGGAUAUGCGGAUUACUAGACAAAGCUAGAGAGGAAGACUUCGCCGAGUUCGAAUGGCCACGACUUGCAAAUCAAGAGUCCACCGACAGCCAUUUCAUGCAGUUUCCAAUAUGCAGGCUGGACAGUGACGCGUUGAAGUUAAUGAUUCUGAUAAAAUCGAGCUCAAAAAACAGACAGAUGCGGGAAUCAGUUAGAAGAACAUGGGGAUCGUAUAGAGUAGUUGAUGAAGUUCAAGUCAUGUCAGUAUUCAUACUCUUCGCGGCGUUGGACUAUGCAGGAAAUCCAAGCGGUUGUGUUUUACCUGAUUUUUCCUUUUUAGUAGAUGAUGACUACAUGGUUCACAUUCCAAACUUGAUAAAAUUUCUGAAGACGAAAAGUAAAAAUGAUCUAGUCUACGAAGGAUUCGUUUUUGAUUCAUCGCCAUUCCGACUCAAGCUUCACAAGCACAGCAUCUCGCUAGACGAGUACCCGUAUUCCAGAUACCCUCCAUAUGUUUCUGCUGGUGCCGUCUUUCUCACUUCAGCUACAGUGGAACGGUUCAAGAAUACAAUGCGACAGUUGAAAAUGUUCCCAUUCGACGAUGUUUUCACUGGGAUAUUGGCGAAAUCUGUUGGUGUUCUAACGACUCACAACGAAAACUUCAUAUUUUGGAAUCGACAUGUGACACGGGCUGAAUGGGAUGAUGGAGUGAUUGCAGUGCAUGAAUACGCUAGGAAGAAUUUGGAAGACAAGUACAAUCAACUAUUCGGGUAA
Caenorhabditis briggsae is the source of this 846-nucleotide messenger RNA. It is a transcript of the gene Cbr-bre-5, whose product is annotated as Protein CBR-BRE-5. Bases 1 to 846 code for a protein of 281 amino acids. Gene Ontology annotation, cellular component: membrane. Lineage: Eukaryota; Metazoa; Nematoda; Chromadorea; Rhabditida; Rhabditidae. The transcript is spliced from 6 exons. Gene Ontology annotation, molecular function: hexosyltransferase activity. The record is from RefSeq and is a predicted model, not a curated record.